This is a messenger RNA of Diaporthe amygdali, 732 nucleotides long. RefSeq lists its product as uncharacterized. The transcript is spliced from 2 exons. Lineage: Eukaryota; Fungi; Ascomycota; Sordariomycetes; Diaporthales; Diaporthaceae. The record is from RefSeq and is a predicted model, not a curated record. The coding region runs from base 1 to 732 and encodes 243 amino acids.
AUGGCAGCCGGCAGAAUCCUGGUUCUUGGAGCAACCGGCCCGGCUGGUAUAUGUCUGCUCCGGGAGCUGCUGCACCGAGAUCAACCAACCACCGCCUACGUACGGAAUCCCUCGAAGAUACCCACAGAACUCGCCUCGAGUCCUCUUCUCAAAAUCAUAAAAGGUGAAAUCACCAAUGCCGCCACUCUGUGCUCAGCCAUGUCUACAUGCAAAGCUGUUCUCUCUCUACUCGGCCCUCAAAUCACUGACGGCAGGAACCUGGCCUUUGACCCAACUUCGUUCUCGACAGCUUAUGCGGAAGUUAUCUUCCCCGCCAUGCGCAAGAACAGCAUCCGCCGUAUCUUGGCCAUGGGCACGUUGACUAUUGUCCAGCCCGACGACAAGUGGUCUGCUUUCCAUCUCAUAGUGCGCUUAUUCAUGAAACUGUUCUCUGGGCGCGUCAACGAGGCCAUGCAAUUAAUCAAGGCCACGUUUGAGGGGACCACUUCUACUAGCAAGGAUAUCGACUGGACCGUGUUCCGCAUUGCGCAGAUCCCAGGGGAGGCGGACGAAGCGAGCUGGAAGCGCGACAGGGAGGAAUGGCCCGUCUUCUCGGGCUCAAUUGCUGAAAAGGGCUGGACGACCUCUAUCAAGCGAGCGGCGCUGACGAGGUGGAUUGUUGAGAUGACGCUGGAUGAGAAGGCUGGUGGUGUAUGGAUCGGCAAGAUGCCGGCGGUCAGCAAGGCGGCUUAA